UGGUGUUUCCGAAUGGUGUGUGUGUUUAUUUGGUCAAUUGACAUUUGGUAGCACUUAUACUGUUUCUAAAUGAUUUUAUUACAGAGUGAAAUUGAAGAAAGAGUUCCUGGGAAGAGAAGAAUGCUGAGAAAUCAUAAUUGCACAAACUUUCGCAUGUUGUGUGGGAGGGACUGUCUUUAAAAGGGAUAGUACAGGGCGCUGUAUUCUCACAACCAACAAACUGCAGCUUUUUGAUCCCUUCACUAGUGUUGCUCUGCACAGUACUGGCUCAGAAAAAUGAAACUCACAGUAUCAGCUUUCGUGUUUUUGAUCUGCACAGUUGCACUGCUGUCCACAACAGAUGGUAGACCUGUUCGCCCACAGCUACGUUGCAACUGCCCUCAACUGCAUUCAGCGCCAGCGAUUCCAGCUGAUAAAAUACUCUCAUUGAGGUUUAUUCCUGCUGGACCACAAUGUAAAAAUGAGGAGAUCAUUGCCAAAAUGAAGAAAGGAGAGACGUGUCUUGAUCCUACUAAAGACUGGGUGAUUUCUCUCAUAGAAGAAAUCAAAAAGAGAAACAUCAAGAGUCAACAAUGAAUGAAUAUCACGGUUCA
Messenger RNA from Carassius carassius (crucian carp), 593 nucleotides. Its product is annotated as interleukin-8-like. Gene Ontology annotation, cellular component: extracellular region. The transcript is spliced from 4 exons. The record is from RefSeq and is a predicted model, not a curated record. Gene Ontology annotation, molecular function: chemokine activity; CXCR chemokine receptor binding. The coding region runs from base 277 to 576 and encodes 99 amino acids. Gene Ontology annotation, biological process: neutrophil chemotaxis; inflammatory response; cellular response to lipopolysaccharide. Lineage: Eukaryota; Metazoa; Chordata; Actinopteri; Cypriniformes; Cyprinidae.